AUGUCGGGCAUCACCAACCCGCACCCGAGUCCCAAUGAAGAAUACGCUGAAUAUCCCCUACCAAUCAUUGUCACCUCAGAUCGACACAGCCUAGAGCGCGAAGCCACUGCCGACGCCCGCCAAUACGAUGUCGGGCUCGAAGCCGGCCUCCAAGCCGAGGCCGAGCCCGUGCCCGUGCCCGAGAGUCGCAUCCGACCUUCCCAUCGUGUUCGAUUCCGCUCAUUGAGUCUCCGCCGAAACGAAUUGCCUGAAGACCCUUCAGAGCGCCCAUUGUUGCCGCCCGCAGACGUCGAUGUCCCGCUCGCCGGAACCAUCACCCCGCCGGCCGCCGCACAUUCCCGCCAAGGCUCCGGUCUUUCCAGUGUGCGCUCACCAGAAGAGUUUCCAGAGUCUGAAAAACAUGAUUUCGCUCCGACUAUGGACCGCACAACCUCCGCCAGGGAGCGUUUCAGAGCAGCUGGUCACCUGCUGCACCAAAAGACCCAGCGUUUGACCGAGCGCCUCGGUCGCCCGCCUGAUGAGGGCGAGGCCCUGAGCGCAUCGUACAUUCCGGACGAUUUUGACAGCGGCAUUCCCCUGGAGGAACUGCAAGCUCGCCGCGCGAAACAUGACGCCGACCGUGCCCGCGCGCUCGAAAAUGGCGAGGACCUCAUUGAGCCGCCCGCUAGCGCUGAGGCUCACCGUCUGGUCCGCCAUAUGACCAUGGUCCAGGACCAGCUACGCCAGCGCAAGCCCAAGAGUGCGUAUCAGCGUUCCGGGCAGACGACUCCGGAGAACUUGUUCAAAGGUUUCGCGCAGCGUCGACGAUCCAGCGGUCUCAGUGGAGGCAGUGGCAUCCUGUCGCAGCUGCUGAAGUUGCAGGCGACGCAGACAGGGAGCUCGUCGCGCGCCGAAAGCGUCAUUACCGAUGACUCGGAUAGCGAGACGCAGGUUUCCUCUGGCGUCAACACGCCCAGGAAAGGAUCCUUGUCUCCGUUGAUCACGCCGUCCGCCCCGACGUCCGGGUCUGCGACACCACGCAAGGAGAAGCUGAAAUGGUACAAGAAGCCCUCCCACCGGUCUACUUCGUCGCUUGUCAAUGCGUCUAUGAAUUUGAGCAGUGCUAGCUUGCCUGGUGCUGUGGAUGCCGCGGCCGGUCUGCCGAGCAAGCGCAAGAAGAAUAAGCGCAAGACACGUCUGGAGGAUGAGAUCCGCGUCACCGUCCAUAUCGCUGAGAUUAUCGCUCGUCAGAGAUAUAUCAUGCAGCUAUGUCGCGCCCUCAUGCGGUACGGAGCUCCGACGCACCGUCUCGAGGAGUAUAUGCAAAUGACGGCGCGUGUGCUCGAAGUCUCCGGACAGUUCUUGUAUCUUCCUGGCUGUAUGAUUAUGUCCUUUGACGAUCCGACCACCCGCACCGCAGAGGUCAAGCUUGUUCGCAUGGUGCAGGGUGUCGACCUCGGUCGGCUGGCCGACACGCACAACGUCUACAAGAACGUCGUUCACGAUCUAAUCGGUGUGGAGGAAGCCACACAUGAACUCGACGAGAUCAUGCAGCGCAAGCCUCGUUUCAACAAAUGGAUCCUCGUUCUCAUGUACGGGCUAGCCAGCUCGACCGUCGGUCCAUUUGCCUUCCAAGCGCGCCCAAUUGACAUGCCUAUCAUCUUCUGCUUGGGUUGUAUCGUCGGACUGAUGCAACACGUCCUCGCACCCAAAUCCACUCUCUAUUCCAACGUCUUCGAAGUCACAGCCGCAGUACUGACCUCAUUCCUCGCCCGCGCCCUCGGCAGCAUCAAAGUCGUGCGCGGCGGCGAAACCGAAGAACUCUUCUGCUUCUCCGCAAUGGCCCAAUCAUCCAUCGCCCUGAUUCUCCCUGGUUUCAUGGUUCUCUGCAGCAGUCUAGAACUCCAAUCCCACCAAAUGAUCGCCGGCUCCAUCCGCAUGGUCUACGCAAUCAUCUACUCCCUCUUCCUCGGCUACGGCAUCACGGUCGGAACAACCAUUUACGGCCUAAUGGACAAAACCGCUACAUCUCAAACAUCCUGCUCAGGCCUAGACGUCUACGGCUCAACCUACCUCCGCCAAUUCCCCUUCGUCGCAAUCUACGCCGUUUUCCUCGCGAUCGUCAACCACGGCAAAUGGAAACAAAUGCCCGUUAUGGUCUUCAUUGCCGUAUCCGGCUACAUAGCCAAUUAUUUCAGCACAACCAAGCUGGGCUCGCAAUCCGAAGUUGCAAACACCGUCGGCGCAUUUACAAUUGGUGUUCUGGGCAAUUUGUACAGUCGCGUGUGGCACGGUCAUGCAGCCACUGCGAUUCUCCCCGGUAUCUUUGUCCUCGUUCCAUCCGGUCUUGCUUCUAGUGGAUCUUUGAUCGCUGGUAUCAAAUAUGCCGAUGAGGUUCGAAACAACCUUGAUAAAAAUGGGACUAGUUCCUCCACCAGUGCGCUUUCCGAGACUUCCGUUGCUAGUUUGGGUUUCGGUAUGAUUCAAGUCGCUAUUGGCAUUACUGUUGGUCUCUUUAUUGCUGCCUUGGUCGUUUAUCCAUACGGAAAGAAGCGUACUGGUUUGUUCAGCUUCUAG
Molecule: messenger RNA, 2556 nt
Organism: Penicillium brevicompactum
Lineage: Eukaryota; Fungi; Ascomycota; Eurotiomycetes; Eurotiales; Aspergillaceae
Product: threonine/serine exporter family protein
Exons: 1
Coding region: 1-2556 (851 amino acids)
Biological process (GO): transmembrane transport
Molecular function (GO): transmembrane transporter activity
Source: RefSeq, a predicted model, not a curated record